This is a messenger RNA of Phaedon cochleariae (mustard beetle), 708 nucleotides long. The record is from the annotation of a GenBank genome assembly. Lineage: Eukaryota; Metazoa; Arthropoda; Insecta; Coleoptera; Chrysomelidae.
AUGUCGCGGUUGGACGGUAUGAGCGCUCUUACUGCAGCGAUUCUUGCCAUCGCAGCUGCCGUAGCAGUUGCCCAAGCCGGUCUCAUCGACUACCACCCCACCUCCGUAGCCCACGUAGCUCCCCUAUCGAUCGCCCACUCGGCUCCCCUCUCCCACGGCUAUGCCUCCCACGUGGAAGACUUCGACGCCCACCCCAAAUACGAAUUCAACUACGGAGUCCAAGAUGCCCACACCGGUGACCAGAAAUCCCAGCACGAACAGCGCGAUGGUGACGUAGUCAAGGGCUUCUACACCGUAGCUGAACCCGAUGGUACCCUCCGUACCGUCCACUACACCGCUGAUGACCAAAACGGGUUCAACGCAGUGGUAGAGAAGCAAGGAACUCCAGUCUACCCAGCUCCAGCUGCACACGCCGGCCCAGUGCACAAUGUACACUCUGCCCCUGCUUACAAUGUACACUCUGCCCCAGCUUACAAUGUACACUCUGCCCCAGCAUACAAUGUACACUCUGCCCCAGCUUACAAUGUACACUCUGCCCCAGCUUACAAUGUACACUCUGCCCCAGCUUACAAUGUUCACGCUGCUCCAGCCUACAAUGUACACUCUGCCCCAGCUUACAAUGUACACGCUGCUCCAGCCUACAAUGUACAUGCUGCUCCAGUCCACAAAGUGCUAGCUGCUCCAGUCCAUAAUGCGUAUUACCAUUAG